Rhizophagus irregularis DAOM 181602=DAOM 197198 is the source of this 1031-nucleotide messenger RNA. RefSeq lists its product as uncharacterized. Gene Ontology annotation, molecular function: protein binding. The record is from RefSeq and is a predicted model, not a curated record. Lineage: Eukaryota; Fungi; Glomeromycota; Glomeromycetes; Glomerales; Glomeraceae.
CCAAAACAUAUGAGAGACAAUAUUUAUUCUGGAACAACUAAAUCACCAAUAUUCAAUUAUAUGAAAUAUUUGAGAUAUAUUGAUAUCGCGCCAAUUUGUAAAAGUGUUAACAAAUGGAUAUUAUCAAAGAAAAUUGAAGAACUUCCAUUAUUCAAAUAUUUACACGUGACUUGCGAUAAUUCAAUUACAAGGGAUUAUGAGAGGACUAUCGUUGAAACUUUAUGUGAUUAUUUUAUCUCCUGUUCGAUACAUAUAGAUGAAAUUGAUUUAUCAUGUCGUCCUUUCAACAUAUUUAAUCACCCAUUCGCUAAUCCAAACUUAUCAAAGAUAAAGACAUUUAAAUGUAAUGUAACUUAUUUACCUGAUUUGAUGGAAGUCGGUAUUUUCAAAUCAGCUUCAAAGAUCGCAAAUGAUAUUCAUUAUUUGGAAAUUCGAUUCAUAUGUUCACAUCAUAAUUAUUUAUCGGAUGAUUUAAAUUCACCUGUUAAAGAUGUAACAGAGUUUAUUGAAUCACAAAAAAAUUUACAACAUAUAAUACUUCAAUGUACUUCAAUUGAGUUCCCUAUAAUUUUGGUUAGUCUUUGUACACAUACCAAAACUUUGACUCAUAUUGAAUUAUAUAGGAUUAACUUUGGAUGUGGAUUUCCACUUUAUUAUUUGGCCAAAUUGGAGAAUUUAAAACAUUUUAAACUUGAAUCAUGUAGCUUUACUGGAUUAUCCAAUAAAAAUGUUGGUCAAACAUCAUUUCAAAAAUUAGAAUCAUUAACGAUCAAAACGACAACUAUUCAAUCAGAUAUAUUGGAAACUUUAAUUCGUCAAGCCAAUAAUAGUAUUCGUAUAUUGGAAAUAAGAAAUUUUAGAGUUUUACGUGAAUUAAUUUAUUCUUGUAGAAAUUAUUGUAUAUUAUUAACAAGAUUAAUUUUAUCAAUUAAUCAAGGAACUCUUUUAUCAAUAAUUUCUAUGAUAACAACAUGUAGUAAUUUAAAAGAAAUUCAAAUUUAUGAUGAAACGUUGAAAGAUGGAGGAUUUUA